This is a messenger RNA of Grosmannia clavigera kw1407, 540 nucleotides long. RefSeq names its product glycine cleavage system h protein. Gene Ontology annotation, biological process: glycine decarboxylation via glycine cleavage system; protein lipoylation. The transcript has 2 exons. Lineage: Eukaryota; Fungi; Ascomycota; Sordariomycetes; Ophiostomatales; Ophiostomataceae. Gene Ontology annotation, cellular component: mitochondrion; glycine cleavage complex; cytoplasm. The record is from RefSeq and is a predicted model, not a curated record. Bases 1 to 540 code for a protein of 179 amino acids.
AUGGCUUCGAUUGCUCGCUGCUGGAGGCUCGCCGCCCGGUCUCCGAUUCUGGCGGCCCGUGUAGCACGGCCGAUGACAGCUUUCCGGCCUGCUGGCCAGGUGACCGGUCGGAGCUUCUCUGUCACGGCACAAGUGGCCCUGCGGAAGUACACCAAAGACCACGAGUGGAUCGACCUGAACGCUGACCAAAGCUCUGGCGUGAUCGGCAUCUCCGAGUACGCGGCCGAGGCGUUGGGCGACGUCGUCUACGUUGAGCUACCAGAAGAGGGCAAGGAGGUCGGUCAGGGCGAUGCUAUCGGUGCGGUCGAGUCGGUCAAGUCGGCUGCCGACAUAAACGCGCCGAUCUCUUGCAAGAUCACGCACAUCAACCACAGCCUCGAGGAGAAGCCGGGCACUAUCAACCAGGUCCCCGAGGACGAUUCGGCCGGUGGCGGCUGGAUUGCCCGCGUGCAGGUUGACGCCCAGGGCGUUAAGGACUUGGAGACGCUGAUGGGCGCCGAGGAGUACAAACUGUACACCGCGACGGUUGAGGAUCACUAG